GAAUAGACCUGAGUAUUUGUACCCAUCCACGCCCUGAGUGUGAGAAAGGGUUGAUGACACAGUCCUCAAGGGCAACCGUGCGGUUUUCCAAGAGCCCCUUACCCGUUUCACCGCCGCCACAGUGAGCCUUCUCAGCCCGGCUUGAACUCACCGGUGGCCCCUUUGAAUUUAUGGGAUACGCCUUUUAUUAUAAACUGUCUCCGGCGCGGUCCCCUGAUCACAGCUCCUGCCACCCACGCCUCAAGAAAAAAAUCUUGCACCAGCCCAGCUGGUCUUUAGGCAUCUCCCAUAAUACAAUAUGGCAGCUCCAGCCUCUCUGAAGUGCUCCCUCCCAGCUCUACUGGCCCCACACCUGAGCCCCUUCCCGUGGUCGAGGUCGCUCCAAUGUCAUUUCCUCGUAAAACUCUCCCCCAGAGGUUGCUCUGAACCGAAUAGCGUGUGCAGAAAAAAAUGUGCGCGCUGGAAGCUCCGCGCGCAGGUUCAGGGUCACAGCUGGACCCCUGGGAAACGGCAGAGUGAGGCUAGGAUGAUUGACAGCCCUCUGGGACUGCUGAGCGGCAGGCGUGCUGGGAGAUUACGGACGCAAUACAGCCAACAGGUGGGACGCAGGCGCAGGGAAGAAGGGGUACGCAUGGUCCCCGAGACACGUAAAGGCUCUGCUGGCUGUCGAUGUUGAGGGACUCACUACCUGGUGGGAAGCAGCAGGGACACCUCCCGGGCUUGUGGUUGUUAGCGCAGGUUGCGGGGGACACCCGGCGGACUGCUCAAGCCCAUCCCACCUGUCCGGCAGGUGGAGGUGAGCUGCCACAGCCUGGGAACCAAAGCAGUCGGGACUUCUUCCCUUGGCCACUAGAGGGGACUCCUCCAGGUGAGCGCCAGGUCUCGGCCCUACGCUUCAAGCGAGCUUGGCGGCGCAGCCAAUUUUCUCAGGAUAUCCCGCCCAUCCCCUCCCGACAGCCACUCGCCUGCGCAGAAGCUCGGCCAGCUUGGGACUGGCAGACAGGGUGACGAAUCAAGUCUCGACCUUUGAAAGCAAAACACUGACAGCAGCCCCCUGGCAACUCGGAGCUGGGAAGGGAUCCAGGAGGCUGUACCUCGGGGUGGCACGGAGUGUCCCGGUCGCUUCUCCGGAACCUGGGAUAGGUGGAUCGAGAAGCAACACCGCGGAGCUUGGCCAGAGUCAGAAGACACGCCCUCGCCCUUCUGCUUGGGAGAGACACACGAGCUGCCUCUUUCUCGGGGAACCUGGGGAGAAGGCUGUGAAUCAAGCAAAAGAGCCCAGAGAACGCAUUUUGCUGAGGAAGAGACCUGGGAGGCUGCUGGAAGGAGGUGGACCCUGGGAGAGAUGGCUUCCAGUCUGCACCCUGCCUAGCAGCAGCCCCAGCGCCCGGCCAGGCAAGAUGUGCCACUAGACAGCCAUGGACGGGGCCCACAGCGCAGGCCUGCAGCUGCAGCAGCUCCCACCGACCAGCAGCUCCAUGAGCCUGAGCAGCAGCGAAGGCUCCUUCUCCUACAAGGAAAACUUGAUUGGCGCUCUCUUGGCGAUUUUCGGGCACCUCGUGGUCAGCAUCGCCCUUAACCUGCAGAAAUACUGCCAUAUCCGCCUGGCAGGCUCCAAGGACCCCCGGGCCUACUUCAAGACCAAGACAUGGUGGCUGGGACUGCUCUUGCUGCUGCUGGGCGAGCUGGGUGUGUUCGCCUCCUAUGCCUUCGCUCCGCUGUCCCUCAUCGUACCCCUCAGUGCCGUCUCAGUAAUAGCGAGCGCCAUCAUCGGAAUCAUAUUCAUCAAAGAAAAAUGGAAGCCGAAGGACUUUGUGAGACGCUACGUCUUGUCCUUUGUUGGCUGCGGUUUGGCGAUCGUGGGCACCUACCUGCUAGUGACAUUUGCACCCAAUAGUCACGAGAAAAUGACAGGCGAGAACAUCGCCAAGCACCUCGUGAGCUGGCCUUUUCUGCUGUACAUGCUGGUGGUGAUCGUCCUGUUCUGCCUGCUCCUGUACUUCUACAAGGAGAGGAACGCCAACAGCAUCAUUGUGAUUCUCCUCCUGGUGGCCUUGCUUGGUUCCAUGACGGUGGUGACGGUCAAGGCUGUGGCAGGGAUGCUGGUGCUGUCCAUCCAAGGCAACCUGCAGCUGGACUACCCAAUCUUCUACGUGAUGUUCGUGUGCAUGGUGGCCACUGCCAUCUAUCAGGCCACGUUUUUGAGUCAAGCGUCUCAGAUCUAUGACUCCUCCUUGAUCGCCAGCGUAGGCUACAUCCUGUCCACCACUGCGGCCAUCACAGCAGGUGCAAUCUUCUACCUGGACUUCCUCGGGGAGGAAGCUCUGCACAUCUGCAUGUUUGCACUGGGGUGCCUCAUCGCCUUCUUAGGUGUAUUCUUAAUCACUCGAAACAGGAAGAAGGCCAUUCCGUUCGAGCCCUAUAUUUCCAUGGACGCCAUGCCAGGGAUGCAGGACAUGCAUGCGAAAGGGACAACGGUCCAGCCUGACCUCAAAGCUUCUUUUUCCUACGGGGCCUUGGAAAACAAUGACAGCAUUUCUGAGAUCUACACCCCAGCCACACUGCCCGUCAUGCAGGAGGAGCAUAGCUCCAGAAGCACCCCUGGGGUUCCCUACCGUGUCCUGGAGCACACCAAGAAGGAGUGAUCUGCCUCCCUUGGGGGUGUACCUGCCCACAGGCCACUCACGGUUCCACUCUUUGUCCAACCUGCCUUUCAAGUAUCCCGGUUUUAAACUGAGAACUCUGCAAGAUGAUCUUGGGAGGCCCUUGUCUCUGACAGAGAAGCUGUUCAAUGACCUUGACCUUGGAGAUUUCAAAUAGUUGGGGAGUAUCCCAGGUGAGCUGUGUGGCAGGUUGGCCCAGUGGGGGCUGAAGCCGUUUUACCUCCUUGGACGGUCAGUGAGCAUCAGGUAGUGAUUGCAGGCUACCACGCGUUCCUUAGAGUAAAAACAUGACAGUCUGCUCCCUCUUGGCAAAUCCAGCAAAGUCGGUCUUCCGACACGCAUGCCUCAGCUCUACCUGGUUCACUCAUGAGUCCGUAGCUCUGACUGUAUUGGUGUCCCCCUUUGCCGGGCCCAGCAGGGCCAGCCCUGAGUGGAGCAAGAUGUCAUCUGCACCGUGGUGGUGUCCACGGGCCUUCCUUCUGUGAAGGCCUGGUGGGGAGUGUCUGCUGGGCCUGUUCUGAAAACCGGCUUGGUUCAAGUCCUGUGAAGAUGAUUUCAUUGUUUCCUCCAUCCAAAGAAGUCAAGAGGGCAGAGGGCAAGGGGGACAGGA
Molecule: messenger RNA, 3273 nt
Organism: Peromyscus eremicus (cactus mouse)
Lineage: Eukaryota; Metazoa; Chordata; Mammalia; Rodentia; Cricetidae
Gene: Nipal3
Product: NIPA like domain containing 3
Exons: 12
Coding region: 1419-2645 (408 amino acids)
Biological process (GO): magnesium ion transport
Cellular component (GO): membrane
Molecular function (GO): magnesium ion transmembrane transporter activity
Source: RefSeq, a predicted model, not a curated record